Aspergillus steynii IBT 23096 is the source of this 1443-nucleotide messenger RNA. RefSeq lists its product as uncharacterized. Bases 1 to 1443 code for a protein of 480 amino acids. NCBI's taxonomy places the organism in Eukaryota, Fungi, Ascomycota, Eurotiomycetes, Eurotiales, Aspergillaceae. The transcript is spliced from 5 exons. The record is from RefSeq and is a predicted model, not a curated record.
AUGAAUACCAGCCGAAUAGGCUCAAAGCCUUCAAUACUGGGCAGCAGCAAUGACGAUAAAUACCCCAGGGCAGCUGAGAAUGCGGCUAGUCACUUUGGCGGAAAGGAUCGAGCCCUGGCCACUCUGUAUCUAGAGAAGACCCGGGCAGAGACCGAUCCUAGAAAUGUAUGCUUGCGAAAAUGGAAUCCCUUCCAAUGGAGAUUCUUCUUGAAUCGCCAUCUCGCCGAUUGCCUAGAGCCCAAAGUCUUCCGGAGUAGAGAUUCUACAAAUGAAGCAAUGAUCUGGGCAUGUCGAUCCAACAAUCUUGAUCUUAUUCGUCGGGCUGUGUUGAAUGGGGCCUGCGGGCUUGAGGGGAGGAAAAAGGUCUUUACAUUGUAUCUGGCCCUCGCGAGAGGCCAUAUGGAAGCCUUUAAGCUGCUCCUAGAUCUGGGCUCAUGGGUUGAUGGUCCAGGCGUCGACAAGGUACUGGUUCGGCGUCUGAAGAAAAGAAGCCGCCUUCCGUGCCACACUUGGGACUUUCUACCAUUGUGCCUCGAUAAAGGCUUCGAUGAGCAAGCCCGAGACAAGCUUGGCCUACCAUCGAUUCCCAUUCUGGUCUGUUCUGGGGCUCCCAUAGAACUGAUUGAAAUGCUGCUCGACAAAGGUGCCGAUCCGAGCGAAUUGCAUACCAAAGGACGCUUCAAGUUCAUUGGUGCCCUUUCUACGGCAAUUCGGGGCAAUUCGAUUCCGCUCAUGCGCCUGCUUCUUACUAAAGGAGCUGAUAUCUAUGGUAAAGACAUCGGUCGUCCUCAGAAGAGAAUCUCGAAUAUCCCUAUCUUCGCGGCCGCGGAGGUGAUUGUGAAGCACGGCCUUGAGCCGAUGCAGUUCUGCUUGGACAACGGAGCUGAUAUUAAUCAAAACGGCUGUGAAUAUGCGCCUUCGGAGAUCUGGGAUGAGACCCAGCAUGCUUUUAAUUACAGAACUGAGAUAAUACCAGCCCCGUCCUGCCUUGAUUUGCUUUUUGCCAAGUGGGGUUUGUCCCAAUUGGCCGUGCCCACAUUUCUCGAGACCGUGAAAUUUUUGAUCCAGCAUGAAGCCUCAAGUGAACGUCUUGCGAAAGUGCUUUCCCUGUGUGAUUACGACUGCGAACCUGACAACGACGACACAGCGAAAUUCAAGGCUGCAUGGCAUGACAUGCUUACAGUUGCGUGCAACAAUGCCUAUUUUACUAGUAGCACCUUCCUGGCUCAGUACAUUCUCUUUGAAGGCAAGGAAAGCAGCAGGAAGGAAAGUCAAGAGCUCGCCUACAUGACGAUUGACCAUCUAUUGGCAGUCGGGGCGGAUAUCAAUGCACGUACCGGGCCUAAUGGAUCUACUGGGCUCUAUUCGCUGUGUGAAUACUACGCUUCGUUAUGUUGGACAUAUGGUUAUGUUCUGACACGGAAGAAGAGAGAGUUUGUUUAA